Messenger RNA from Suillus plorans, 219 nucleotides. RefSeq lists its product as uncharacterized. The record is from RefSeq and is a predicted model, not a curated record. Lineage: Eukaryota; Fungi; Basidiomycota; Agaricomycetes; Boletales; Suillaceae. The coding region runs from base 1 to 219 and encodes 72 amino acids. The transcript has a single exon.
AUGUCCUUCUUCACUUGCCUUGCCCUUCGCAGUGUGAUUCAUGCACGACCCGUGCUUGCAGUGUCCUCGAGACAGACCUUGGCGCUCCGUGCGAACUACUCGGCAGCGGCCGGUUUGUCGAAGGAAUCCAUACAGACACGCAUACUAGACGUACUAAAGGGCUUCGAGAAAGUGGACAUAGUCAAGGUCAGUAUAUUUUCUCCAAUGUCACUUUAUUGA